Miscanthus lutarioriparius is the source of this 597-nucleotide messenger RNA. NCBI's taxonomy places the organism in Eukaryota, Viridiplantae, Streptophyta, Magnoliopsida, Poales, Poaceae. The record is from the annotation of a GenBank genome assembly.
AUGGCGGUGCUCAGUUGGGUCAACGUUGGGAAUGCGGCGAACAUUCUGCAGCUGCUCGGGGCGGUCCAGUUCCUCAUCACCGUGGCCAAGAACUUCCUGCGGUUGUCACAGAACAAGAAGGAAUGCCGCGAGCUCGAGCUGCGCGUGGAGACGCUGGAGGCGCUCAUCGGGUGGCAAACCCCUUGCUGGAGCAUAGUGCAGCAGCAGCAGCCGUGGCUCGAGGCUCUGGUGAGCAGCGCUCUCCGCGAGGCAGACGGCCUCGCCAACUCUUACAGGAACGGCACGGUUUGGUUCCUGGUCCGGACGGGCAGGAGCAUGACCCAGCAGUUCCGUGACCUGCGCAACAGGAUCGACUCCUACUGUGCCCUCAUCAUCUCCCUCAACGCCUGCCAACUCAUCGCACAAGCGGGACCUCUUACUGCUCCGUUACUUGUCAGGGUUGAGAGGAACGAAGGCGGCGCAACACCGACGGCGGCUGUGCUUUCCAGGGACGCCGAGGCACCUAUGGGGGUUGCUGCUGACGGCGUCCCGGCACACAAUGCAGCGGCAGAUGAUGGCCAGGAGGCAGGUGAAGAUCUUGAUCAGCGCAUCAACUGA